Messenger RNA from Ooceraea biroi (clonal raider ant), 16575 nucleotides. Its product is annotated as mediator of DNA damage checkpoint protein 1. The record is from RefSeq and is a predicted model, not a curated record. NCBI's taxonomy places the organism in Eukaryota, Metazoa, Arthropoda, Insecta, Hymenoptera, Formicidae.
CAUUAUCGUAAAUUAUUAUCCCAAAAUCGCAGCAAAAUAUGAUGAUAUCUACUAAUAUCAACGUAAUUCGCACAAUAUUUAAUUUCCUGAUUACAACGAGAAAUGCACAUAUCACAAUACAUUCCCUGAAUUCUCACGUUAGGAUGUAAAGCUCAAGCCUGAUCCGCAGCCACCGACACGAUCGUCGAUGAUCGCAAACGGAUGGCGGCCACUGACCAAUUCCUACGAGGAGACGAUCGGCACCAACGUGUCGCCAUCGAGCCACCUGGAGAAGAACAUCCAGGUGCAUCCCGUCCUGAGCAAGUUCCAGGAGCACAUGGCAACUUCGCAGAAGCUGAAGCCUUUGCGGAAGGGCAAGCCACCGGUCCAUGAGUACAGUCCGCCGAGUAUACUUGGCAGCUUUACGGUGUUCGGGCAUGCGGCGACGAAAGCACGUGGUGAAAUACCGCCGCACAAGCUAGUGGCGUCCGAAACCCGCGAGUACACGUUCCUGAUACCGCCGCCCAAGGACGCGCACCGUUUCGAGAUGAAUCAGCACCGCAAACCGAUCCUGCGCGACAACAGCAACUACCUGAGACAGCCGCAGUAUCCCACGCAGAACGCACGUCAACCAGUCGAUCCUGUGCGUACAGCGACCUACUUCAUCGCGUCCACCACGAACCCAUCGGAUCUCGCAAAUCACCCGAGCAACCGUCCCUACGUCCCGCCUUAUGCCAUGCCGCUGGCGUUGCAGCCACCCCGCCACCAGGCGAAGCCAUUCGAGUCGUUCAAGGUGUCCAACAACGCAAAACCGUACUUCCAGCCGCCCGGCGUCGACGUUCCGAGCGACUUUGGCAAGCAGAAGAUCGGCAACGACCGCGACGCCUACGACAGGUAUCAAGCGCAGUCCCACAGCGCGCAGAACUCGGCGAGCGGCAACUUUUAUAGCCAAGUGAAGCAUCCGCCCAACCACUUCAAGACUUCCUACGAGAGGGAUCCUGCCUUCCUGGUGCACGAGAGCCACGAGAUCAGCUACGUGACGCCGUCGGAUCCGUAUAAUGGGUACAACUUCCGGCCGUCGUUGCCGUAUGAGACUCUGCUGCCACCUGCGGUGUACAACACCCCCUCGUCAACGUCACCGUCCACCACUGCCGUCACGAGGAAUCCCGAUAAGUAUGAGCAAACAGAUAAGUACGAGCAAGUAGAGUACGACUACAAACGAACGGAUCAGAGGACACGGAACAAGCAGAAGGGACAUGGUCGAACGGAGUCGCCAGAUUCCCGCACCACCAGCACUUAUUACGUGUCGGAGCAUCAGGAUCUGACGCCGCCCACGUGGUCGACGGCGCCGAAGAGCAAGUACAAGUCCGACAUCAACGAGGUGCUGCCAAGGCAGAAUCCGCCGGCCAAGUUCAGCCAAGAAGUCGUGAAUCAGAAUCAGAUUACGCAAGUACCGAAGAUCCCGUAUCAGAACUCGCAGAACGUCUUCGAGCCCGUCGAGGUUUAUCAGCAGACAUCGAUACCGGAGUACGAGACACCUGAGAGCAUUUCGCUGAAACACUUUAACGAGCAACAAUUCCUGCUGCAGCAACAGUUGCUGCAACGCGAUCGGGAUGCGCUGGCGGAACAGGAGCGUCAGCAGAAAUUGGAGAUCGAACAGCGACGUCAAGAGGAGUUGAAGAAGCAGGAACAGCAGCAGGAGGAGCUGAAUCAGCUUGAGCAGCAGGACGAUGUGCCUAGAUUGACCGCGAACGCUGCGAGAAAUCAAUCACAGGAAACCGUAAAGCUCUCGAGCGACGUGCCGUACACGAUCCACAUGGCGCAUUUUGAACCGCACGUCACUACAGACGUUAAUUUCCUAUCCGAACCUGGCAUUUAUAACAUCCACCAGCUGAGACUUCAGCCUCAGAUACCCCAACUCCCGGAGAACCAAGUCAACCAGAACUAUCAGUACGAGCAGCAUUUCCAGAACGAGUACCAGGAGCAACAGGUCGAUUAUCGCGAUCCUCAAACCGAGACGCGGCCGUAUCGUCCGCAGAAACCGUCCCGCGAUCCGUACCGCCGCAAAAAGCCAACGACCGUUGCGUAUGAACUUUCGCCGACGGAGCCACCGAGUCAACCGCCGGAAACUUCCGUUCCCUUGACCUUCCAGGAGGAAGUGCCCAUUCAGACAACGAUAGCACCGGAAACGCAGACUUCGCCAGUGGUGACGACACAAAGACCAACGUCCAGAACCCGUCGUCCAGCUACCCCAGGUCGACGCAGGAAACCUUCGACGACCACGCAGGAACCCAUUACGGUGUCCCACGUGGAGGAAGACUUCCUUAAGUACAGCAGAGGUGAGGAAGUGCAGCAGAACCAAUAUGACUCUUCUCGUAGAAGACGAAUAAAGCCCACUGAAGCAAGUUACAACGAGGACAGCGUCACGGACAGACGAAGUAGUACCAGGAAACGACCCAGUCAUCGGAAUCGAGUGAACCACGACGAGCACUUCGACACGCGAGUCGUCACGGAGAAUGCGCACUCCUCGCUGAGUGUUUACGGACAGACUACGGAAUCGCCGCCGAGCUACGAUGAGAAUAGUCAAUUCGUGACGAAUCAGCCAGGCGUUUCAUACGGGGCGAAUCAACCUGGAGAACAAUACGUAACGAAUCAGCCAAUCAAUCAGUAUUAUGAUUAUUCGUCGCAGCAGAGCGACGGAUAUCGCGAUGGAUAUCGCGAGGAUAAUCGUGAAGCUCCUCGCGAGGAAGACAGCACCGUGCCAACUCAAGACGAAUACUUUACGGAGAUAAAUCGUGGCAGAGUCGAGGACUAUAACGUCGACACGCGUCUACAAAAUCCGAACGUCGUCACCAGCAUACCGUUGGAGGAGCUCUACGUAAAAACUGACGGUAAUUAUUACGACCGCGCGACCACCACCACGCCGAGCACGACGACGACAACGACAACUACUACUCCCCAACCGACAACGCAGGCUGCUCAGGUGAUCUCCUCGACUUUGAGGUCUCACAAGAUGCGCCCGUUGAGAUAUGGCAACACCACUAGGCCGCGCUUCAGCAUCAAGGACUACAAGACCCGCUUGGAUUAUAAGAGCAGAUUAUCCCAAGGCUCAUCGACGACGGAGGUUGCUCCAACACCAUCUGCCGAAGUGCCAACAGAGCCUCGACGAAGCCCUCACAUCAAACAUAGAACCCCGAGCGCGAAAGUUCAACAGCAGACGCAACAACCUGAUACCGUCAGAGAGACUACUGGCAGGUACAAAUAUGUCUCCAGGGUAAACUAUCGAACCACUACGUCGGCGACCCCGACGGUCACGAGGAACCACGAACGAUUUUCAGAGGAGAAGGAGAAGGAAGGCGUAUCCUCGACGACGGAGAAGAACAAGUUCGUGCCGAAGAGACGGCCGAUCAGUAGCAACGUUUAUCGCAGUAGGAUCGCUUCUACCACGACCAGUCCUACUCGAUCGCAGGUGAACAGCGAGGCGAGCAUCAGGCAGAGCUCGGCGCGGCCUGAGAACGUGUACUCGUCGUCGAUACGGCGACGACCGAUCUCGAGGACCAGGCUGCAGCCUCAUAAGGAACAGAGCCAUGAACAGCCCACGGAAAUGGCUGCUGAGGAAACCAGUUUCUACUCGUCUGUGACGGCCUCGUCGACCAGUCGUCUCGUCGGCAACGAGAUCGUCAGCGAGAAGGGAGAGGCCGCGACGCUCGACAGCCAUCCGGUGAAACUCGGCGUGCAGGAGAGCAAAAACCAGGGCCACCCGGUAGAGAUCACCACGCCUCACGGCGAUGACUUUAAGGUAACACCGGCCGAAGCGACGACGCCCGACAACGGGCAGGUUUCUAGCGACAUACCUGAGCAGAAUCGAGUCGCACGACCGGAAGUGGAUAGCAAGGUCGACGCGCCGCGUCAGGGAGAGUCGGCGGUCACUGCGGAGGCCACGACGAAGUUCGACGUGCCCUCCGACGAGGAGGAACUGUUCGCCAAGGCGUCGCAGAGCGUGGCGGACCUGACGAGCUCCGCGUCGGCUCUCUACGACAAGCCGGGUAUGUUCAAGGCGGUCUCGCCGGAGAGCAGGCUGGUCUCGUCGCACUUCAAGAUCACCACGGACGAACCGACGUUACCCAUCGAAGCCUUCUUCCAGGAGCUCUCGAAGAAGAAUUGAUGACGUAGAAUUGAUGAUUGAUCUGAUCUGUCGCGGGACAGAUUGUUGCUGAAUCACGCGAUCGAUAAUCUCAGCUAUGAAGAACGGCGAAAAAGAUUGCGCGGGAACUCGCGAAGCUUCGUCCUUUUAUCGUGGAACGAAACGCCACACAUUCGAUAUCCACGGUAAUACGUUCUGCGGGAAUUUAUGUUUCAAGAGAAAAGGAGGUACGUGGAAAAGUGCGUCGCGCGGAAGCUGUAAUUUUUCUUGAAGCAUCAGGUAGUUGGUCUCUACGUUAAACGCGAGAAAACGCUUCGAGAAACUGGCGAAACGCGUAUGUUACGUAUACGUAUACGGUCUCGUGUACUUAUUUCCGCUUUUAAAUCAUUGUCAUCGUCCUGUCACUUCCGUAGAGAAUUAAAACGGACGCAUCGAGCGUUCCCACGCACGAUCAUCAUUUCGAGCCUAUCUUUUUAUGUAGAUACUUAGAGAGAAACAAUUUUUAACGGUUAAACGUUAUACCAAAAAUGUAUUAAGUCCACGAAGAAGCGCCGCUGGUCGAGAAAGUUUCCAGAAGAACAGUUGCGCUUCUUCUCGUACUCGCAAAGCAAGUUCGGCGGGACACUGCGUGCUCAAUAUUUGUGGAAACGCAAAUUAUUUGAUCUACUACUGUCCUGCGUCCUGCAACAAUAUCCUUCGUAUACGUCUCUUUUUCAUCUCUGCGCUGUAUUGUUCAUAAAAAAAGGUAUUAAAUAUUUUACGAAUUAGACAAUGUAAUUAUGUAAUAAUUAGAGAUGCCCUAAUAGUAUAAUCAUGCGAACCAUACUAUUGUAUUUAUUUAAAGCAUGCGAUGUCAUUCUCUAAAUCAUUUCUCGCUGUUGUUCGUGAUGACGUCGGGAAAGAAAAGUUAACGCGAAUACUAGAAAGUAUUGUAAAUAUAUGUAUACGUAGCCUUGCAAUAUCUUCUGGGCGGAACAUUCCUUCAAAAGUUUUAAGGAAAAAGGAUUAUUUUAACCUGCCACACAUAUUGCUUGGAAAGUAGAAGAAAAAUAAUUGCUACGAAAACUGUUGCAAUAUAUCUAUAUAUCUGCUAUAUAUCUUCAAAACUUUAUCGAAAACCAAUAUUUUUAAAUGAUCGAAGAUAAUUGUUUCUUUUCUAAAAAAAACUCUGGUGGGACACAUUGUGAAUUAUAAUAAGCAGCGCAAACAUUUUGUAACAAAAUCAAUAUCCGCCCAGUAUAUUCUAUAUUUAUAAGUACCGUGCGUUUUGGUAUAACUUAAUACUUUUAUAUUAAAAACAAAUUUAAGAUCAUCGUUGUAUCUCGCUGAAUGAUACAAUAUUAUCAGCUGAUUAAUAAAAAUUCAUUCUACAUAAGCAUAUAAUCCAUGUAUAAGUUCACUUUUUUUAAAUACAAAUAUAACAAAUGUUGCGUAAUAAUUGCGUAAAAAUAUAACUAAUGUUGCGUAAUAGCUCGGUGCGCAUUUAACGAUCGCAAUGCGAUCAAUAUGCAAUGUUUAUUGUUCUUACGUUAUUUAUGUAUUCAAUAUAAUCAUUUUAUUUUGUAAAUAAAUAGGUCAGAAUAUAUGAGAUACCACAGUGUACAAUAAAGGGACCCUUAUAUUAUUUAAAAUCAUAGAAAAAUGACUAGAGAUAAAGGGGAUAUUUCGAACUAUGGAAGGAAGGAUCAUGCACUUCAGUGAAGAAAACAUCAACUCGAAACAUCGUAUGAUCAUCAUUUGAUUUAAUAAUUCGUUUAAUAUCGUUCAACCCUAUAUUUGAAUUACGGCGAAUGGUUACAUACGUACGAUCGUAAACAAGUAAAAUACUAUGUCAAAAUACCAUCGCAACGCAAGAGCCAAGUUCUCCGAGUUCUUCACGGAGAUCUUAAAGAGAAACAUGAUGUUACGCUAUAAAGGUACAAAUCUUUCCUGCGGAACGCCAAUCUAUCCUCUGAUUCCUGAUGAGUCUGAUAACGUGUCGAAUCCAGAAUCUAGCAGUUCCGUCCGAUCCACACAAAGCAGAAUUAUUUCCUAGAAGAACAAUUAAACCCGGCUAAAGGAAGAAUACCGACGCGCAAUAUGGUACAAUAUGCACUUGAGUGGAGUUUUCCGUGAUUUAUCACGUCCCGAGGCGAAAAGCAUCGAAAAUAUAGAAUGUAUUCUGCGAUACGAGCGUCCUAGAUACGGUAUACUCGUCGAAGGCAAGCUGUAAUUAAUUAAUUAACGAACGAGACAGUACUUUACGUCCCGAUACACCGUUGCUGCGGGGGUGUCUCCCGACACGUCGACGAAAUCAAAUUACGCAUCCCUGCCCUUUCGCCGAUUACAUAGGCCUACGGAUAUUACUUCGCACGUAUCUAAUUUAGAAUUAUGCACAGGCCAUACAUUUUCACAUUUAUAUGUACCGACUAUACGCGUACUUAUAUAUCACACGUACUUAUGCACACCUACGGUACGUAAUGCCGGCUGAAGUUCCGUGUACAUCGUAAAACUUCGUAUAAUUGACAGUUAAAGUGUUUUACAGUAACUCGAGAGAGGUACAUACACAGUUCCCUUCGCGUAUAUAUACAAUAUAUGGUAUCAAACUAUGAGACCAAGUAUAUAGGCACACACACGUACACUAAAAAAUAUAUAUAUAUACGAGUAUAUAUAUAUGUAUAUGUACACACUACCAGCUAUAGCUGCGCCGAGUGAGCAAAAAACAUGGACGUAGCGGCUAAUUCGCGCACGCAUAUUGAUAUAAUCGCAAAUACCAAGCUGAAGAUUCAUAUAUAUAUGUACGUAUUCGAUAUACAGGAAACAGCCAACAGAGUGACGAAAUGUAGUAUAGCGAUUAAGUUUGCUGAUAUAAUUAUCGAUAAAAUCAAUCUGCUUCUUACAAAUAUAACAGUGUUUCGAAAGAAUCUAAAUUAUUUUGACGAAAAUGAGAUAAUAAUGUUAUCUUUUUUUGAGAGAAAGUUUUUGACAGUGUCUCGAGAUUAAUGAAUGAUAUUUAUUUAAUAUUGAUGAUGAGUAAUUAUUAUUAGGCUUUAUAUGACGGAUUGGAAGAAAAGCAUUAGUCUUGAUUACUCCGUGCGCGCGCGAAAGCGAUAAUUAGUUUUCGGAUACAGAGCGUGAAUCGCUACGUCAGACAUUUAUCAACGCGUGCAUUUAAUCUGCUCAGAAUGUGACGAAAAAUAUAUAUAUGCACGUAUAUAUACUUGCGAGUGAAAAUGAACGCAAAGAUGCGUUUACUUAUUCGAAGCGAGUUUAGAAUAUUAAUCGCUUUAAAACUUCGUCGUGUAACCUCCGUGUCUUUGCCUCCCUGGGAGGAACCAUUAAUAUUCUAAGAGGCGGAGAAAGACAAAAGUGCACUAAGCCAAAGUGUGAAACGCGGAACUUAAAGGCACCUUUAUGUGUUAAAGAUUAAUUAUUACGAGCAGAAUAAUCGGACUUUUUUCUAUAGGAUGGCUAGGUUGAUUUUCUCAAAGAAGCAAACGUGGUUUUUAAAUUCAAGAACUUGUUUUACUUGGAAACCAUUUAUCAGGCUAGUUGGAUGAAAAUGUUGCCUUUCUUGCAGAAAUUCUAAUAUAUAAUCCAGCUCUGCUAUGCCGAAUAGAGAAAUGGAAUGAAAUAAGUUUCGUUAUUAAUAAGUGAAGAACGAAAAUUUUAUUUUUCAUUUUCUCUAAAUAAGCUCUGUGAUUCUGUAUACAACUGCUACGGGAUAUCGUUAUCCGCAUUGCAUUGUAUACAAUUUUCGUGGUAUCAUUAUAAUUUCGCAUGCGUACGCUUUUAAAAUAAAUGUAUCUCAACAGCGGUUUAAUCGGAUGACGAUUCUAUUACACGUAAAGGGCAGCAAGCGUAUAAACGACCGCACGAUGCACAUUGUUUUAAUAUUCUGGCAUUACAGAGGAAAGAUGUGAGAACAAAGCUCGACCAGACGAUUAAUUCUCCUAGUAGCUAGUCUAGUCGAAGUGUUCUACGCGAUGCGGCCACGGAUCACUGCGUUUUUUUUACGCGCAUCGCUCGUAUUUUAGUAAAAAUAUAAAAAAGAUAGCCUUGUCUCGUGUGAGAAUAAAAACGGUAGUUUUAAAACGUACUAGAAAAGGAAGUUGCAGUGCCACGUGUGUGUAUAUAAAUACGCAUAUAUAAUAUAUGUAUGUAUAUGAUUUACGGAAAUAUUUCGUACGAUAAAUUUUUUUUUUAGACAGUGGUACGUGUUACAUAGCUCAAGCUGAUAUCGGUAUUUCCCUAUUUACGCCUAUUAGCGAUUAACCGAUCGGCCUACCCGAUUUGCAACACAUUUCGCGCUCGAGUGCAUCCAUCUUCGUUACCGGGAAAAUUUGCAAGUCAUCAGGCUCGUACGUAUAACUUGCACAUAGCACUAGUAAUGCGUUCCUUCGAUUGAAGCGGAUAAUGUAACGUCGUCUUACAAAUGUAGAUAGAAGCACCAUAGAAUGAUAUAUUACUAUCGUAUAUUAUAUGGAAUUAUAUACAGCAAUAUAAUAAUAUAUAGAAUAUAUUCAAAUUUAAUAUUAAAUAUGAUUUUAAACGAUAUAUAUAUAUGUAUAUGUAUAGUUAAAGUGAUCAUAUCGAUAGUAAAGUAAGGUAAGAGCAACAAUGCACGAUUUCGCACGAAAUCGUGAGAAUAUGCAGAUUUAUAAAAUUUUCAUCUUUAACAAUUAUUUAGGAUUCUUUUUCACACGCGUUCUGUUAUGCACGAUGCGCGAGUAUCUUUAUUCAAAAUUCGGAAUUUCUAAACAUAUAGCAUAUUUCAAAGAUUAAAAUUUACAAUUGACAACUUUCUUAUCCUCGCACAUCCAUCAAUUUACUAAUGUUCGAUAAAUUUUGACAACGUUUUUCAUAUCAUACAUCUAGAACACCGAAUUCUUAUCACUUGCGGACAGUGUCAUUUAUUUCAUUUAUUUCUGUCAUUCGCGUGUCCGUCAGCUUGUCGCAAGCGUACUCGACAUACAAUUUGAUACACCAUACUGGUGCUAUACACAUCGAAGCGAAUCUUUCAGCCCGGUAACCAUCGCUUUUUCACACGUCGCCGCUUCAAUCGUGGAAAUGGCUUUUCACGAAAGGGACCAACAGGAAGCGGUUCGAUCGGCCGAUUGGUUAACGCGAUGUACUUAUAACACUUUCAAGCGGGUCUUCCUAUGCUACGACCCUUUUUAGAAUUUUCACAUGUGGCUUUGAGACGUUGGUCCACUUAGUUUAGUACGUUAUUAUCACUUUUUGUAAUGUACGGUGCAGCGUGAGUCGCGCGGUUUGCGGACGCACGCACGAACGGGUGUGAAGUCUAGAAUAACAUCGAUCUCUCGCCGCGAUCGCAAAUGUAUGGUAAUCGAGAAUCGGAAACCGACAUUAAUUCCGAUCGGUACUUUAUAAUCCUCUCGUCACGUAUGUACUCUCUCAACCGUAUCUCUGUGUGAAAUACAUACAUAUGAAGCGAUAUAAUCCAAUACAUUAAUCGUAUUAGCGCGGCUGUUUUUCAAUCCGACUCCGAGAGCGGAUUAUUUAAUGACGAAUCCACUCUCGUUCUCUAAGAUAAUAAAUCGCGGAUACGUGUGCAAGCGCAAAUCUUUCAGCUGCAAAACUAUCCGGGAGAUGUAGAGAAUUUUCCAUUGCUGGAGAAAAUUCGACGGUACAAUUCCGUUAAAAGUUCCGAAGGAAUUAAUGUAUUCCAAAAUACGUAAUAAAGCAUACGUGUUGCUAUGACAAUUAAUUAUACCGAUUACACGACCGCUUCAGGGGUGAUCGAAGUUAGAUCAUCAAUCAUAGACGGAGGAACGUCGAUUUUCCGAUUCUCGUGAAUGGAUGAUACCGAAACGCGAGCCGUAUUUUUCUCGGCGAGUUUCGCCGAGUCGAUAGCGUUCGUUGUUCCCGCUUGAAAUGAAUUCGUCGCUCCUUAAUUCGUGCCAGAAACGUCGGAAGUUCGUUAAUCACGCCUAUCUGAUCUCGAAGAGAACGGCCGACGGUAUAUAAUCGGUCGGCUUUCGUCCUUCUUACGUCGCUAGAUAGUCCGGAGGACGCUUUUGUGCCAGGACAGCGCACAGGACGUCAUUAACGAACAGCAAUUACUUCUCGAGAGAUAAUGACGCCACGACACCGCGACGUUGACCGACGCUCGUCGGCCCGCAAAAAUGCGAUGCGCUCCGCGCACAAAUGCGAAUGCCAUUGAAAUGGAUGCCGGAGUAUGGAAACGCGUCGCAAAUAUUAAUCGCGUAUCGAUUAGUCGCGUUUUUCGUGCGUGAUAUUAACUCAUCGCUCGUGCGGAUGUAAUGGAUCACGUUCGGAACAUUCGCGAAAUAAAAGCGGCGUUUAACCAACGCGCAACGCCGCGCAGAUUCGAAAAUAUUAAAUAAAAUUUCUAUUAGAUUACUGUCACUGAAAAAUAAAUGCAAGUUGCAUGUACAAAGAGAGCGAUAUUAUGAUUUUUAAUAAAUUACAAAGCCGUGCCGCGUAUCUGAUAUAUGAUGUAAAAGCUUUUACGUGAAACACGUGUGUGGUUUGUUCUUGUUAUCGAUUACAUAUGUCAGCUACACAUUAAUUAUCGUGACAAAGUUGAAAAUAAAAUUUUCACGACUUGACAAGUCACGUGUUUACCUUUUAAAAAAUCAUACUGGGUCGAUCAUCGUUGUAUCAAUUGCAAAAAUAAGAAUCACGUGCUGUGUUACACGUUAAAUGCAUGAGAUAUUGAACGGACUGUGUCAAUGUGCGUAGUUAUGUAAUUAAAAUGGAAACAAAAGACAUCAAAGCACAUGAUUAUACAUAAUCGCCAAGUUCUCCAAUCGAGAAAUGAAAUGAUGUUAAUCGCUUGAUGAUGAAUCGGUGAGUGCAGCAGCAUCGUCCUGAUGCGACGAUGAUGCGCACGAUGUGAAUCGUUGUCGUUGUUCGUUUCGGAUGCGUGAUUUCCCUAACUCUAAGUUCGUUUUAGAAACAGGCCGCGAUUUACCGCGCGAUAUCAUAAGACGCGAUCGAGAGACGCAGCUUUUGGCACUCCCAAAGGGGCGAGAAGUUUCCUGCUAUUUCUCACUGUCUGAGAUGCUCAGUAUUCCAGAGCCUUUCACCUCGAUUUACUUUCCUUCGCGAGAGUCUGACGUUUCUAAAUGUGGUCCAGUACUUACUGAACUUGCUACGAGUGGGCUACGAGUGGGCUCGUACGGCAAAAGCAUAGACCCGUCGUUUAAAGCGUGAAAAGCACCUCUUAGAAUGUACGUAUGAACGAUGUAUGCAUGCCUAGAUGUAUUCUGUAAUGGCAUUUAAGCCCCACUACUGCGCACCUCUUUCAUUUCGACACGCGACAUUUCCUCCGUCGAGUGUCGUUCAUCAUUAAAUGGGCAAUCACGAGCGUGUUCCUUUGAAAUUAAAAUUAUAGCUAGUUUCGUUUGCAAAGAUGUGAAACCGAACGUGAAACCGAGUAAUGGACCGAUAAAAUGAUUUUCAUGCAACAAGAUAAAAUCGUUUCGAAGUCUUUACGGAAAAAAGGGCUAGACAGACGGAAAAGAGGACGAUUUCGGAGAUAGAUAUCCUUCCGAAGGCAAUAAUAAAUGGAAAAUUUAUUGUAUCGGCCAUAUCCCGUGCUCACGUAAACUCGCAUUGUAAACUGAAACUAUUCGAGCCGGUCAUGCAUGAAAUAUUGCUCUAAUCUUAUCUGUGUCUAUAAAGCGUUACGUAUACAAAGUACGAAACUUUUUUACGAUAUUCCGUACUGCAAACCUAUCUAUGUAAAACGCCAUGUGCCUCGCGUGUAUGUGUACGCGGUGUAUGCGGUGCGCAGUGGAGAGUUAAAAUACGCAUGGUAAUUGCGCGCGUCUGAUCGUGAAAUUUACAAGCAUGCGGAGGUUUACCUCGAGCUAUAUCUUUUUACAGAUGAAAAAUUCAAGCGUGCCGCUAAAGUCGCGGUUUAUUAACUAUUUUCGCCGCGUUCGGCGUUACACCGGGUGCAAAGUGGUCAAACACCACGCGGACAAAAAUCUCGGUUUGCACGGUUACGUGGCCCGCGCGAGAGAACAGUUACGUAAAUUCCGAACAGCGUAACGGCGAUUAAUCGAACCGUUCCAUUCCGUUCCACGUGAAAUGUCGCAGGCAUUAGGCACGAAGCGUUGCUUGCAUUUCUUAUCUCCCGUCUCCGAUUUGUCACGCGUGUUUUACGUGUCUCAUAGUACACUUCCGAUCUCGUUUCAUUCGUGAGUUUUUUACUCGGAUAGUCGCGGCAAGUCCAAUUCGGAAAAUCUUACUAAAAUUGAGACGUCUCCUCGGCGCAAUAUCCGCGUUUCCGAAAAGGGAACUCGUUACGCUCGCGAGCUGAACUUACACCGUUCUCCAGAUAAGCGGCUUACGUAUUGCGCGAUCAUAUUGCUAACGUUCUACGGGAAACCUUUAACCGUGCAAACAGAAUUCCAUUUCCGGCGCGAAGAUGCAUAUUUCGCAGCGACAGAGCCGCGACGGAGAACGCAACGCCACAGCAACGAGCGAGCGAGCGUAUUUCACCCUCGUGUCGGCAGAUGAGAGAUCCGGAUGCCCGCCGGUUCGUUAACGGUGGCAUUCUGUGAGUGCAUACCUUCACGGAUCGUUCCCGUCACGGUCUCUAACUCGGUGGCGGUUUUGCCAUUUUGCUAGCGAAACUUUGGGUUCGCGCGCGUGUCGUUCCCGACGAUCGAAAUUAGGGGCGAUCCCGCGCGCGAGACUUGCGCGCUCGCAAGAAAGAACCGCUUGUUGAGAGCGCGAGGAAAACUUCCGGACCAGGCAACUAACAACGACAAGCCCCCCCUCCGGACGAGGUACCUCUUUCAGCCCUCCCAUGGACCCCAGAACGACGAUCUUCUUUCGACGACUACGUUUUGUCGCAAUUACUGCGUAACGAUGGCGAGCGCUGCAGCCGCUCGUCGUUCGCCGUUGCUCGAUUUAAUCGGGAGAUUCGCGAGUACGCGGCCGACCUACAUCUCGGAUUCCCUUUUGCCUCUGUUACCCUUAUCGUUUGUUUUCGCGAAAGGAGCGUCUUUGCUCGUCAUUGUCGUGGUAAUCUGCAAAUGUAUGACUACCUUCGUUAUCGGUUCGUCUCGUACUCAUUUCACAGACUCCCGUCACGAUUCGGCCGUCCUCAAUUAAACUUUGGCGGAGAUAACUCUGCGCCGAAUUCAUAUUUAGAUCCUCUGUUAAUCCUGCAAGAAAGCAGUCAAUCGGCGCGACGAGUUCACGAUGGAAAUUACGAUAGAAAUUUGUAAACUGUCUUCUCCGAAGAUACCGAACGAUCCUAAAUAAGCCUCCUAUUGUGCGAACUUGUCUCGUCACUUGUUGUGACGGCGUCGUAUUGCGCAAUAUUACUUAAUCCCUUUCGUUUGUGGAGGAUCAGGUUCGUUUGAACGGAAGAAGAUGUAAAAGAAACGUACAUAUAAUCGGAUCGCACAAAAUUAGAUUGGAUCUCACUAUAAUUCGAGAUGUUACAAAGUCCCCGCUCGGCGUUCUCCCGCUAAUCGAACUGCGAUUCGAAUCGCAACAAAGUCAGUCUGCGGUUGUCAGUCUACGUGUUUGCUUUUAUUUCCUUUUGUGUGUGCGGAGUUCGAAAGCAUUGCGAUCGUCGCAGACACUCGUUCGCCAUUACCGGACAAAUCGAAAGAUCUCAAUCGCGAAUCGGAGUGACCUACAUCUCUAAAAAUUUCAUCUUAUCUAUCGAAUUUUAUUUCCUGCCUCGCUUGAUGCGAUCGGAAGUGAGGAGAAAGGUUAUUAAAAUCAAUAUGCAUGAUACGAUUAUGCCUGUAUAAGAGCUCCCCGUGAUAACCACCGUGAGCAUUGCUCCCUCCCUCGAUAAAUCAGCCGAGACUAUAAUCGAGCCAAGCAAUUUGUAUCCCCAAUCUAUCAUAUCCCCUUUCUUUUACACUCCGCCGCUCUCCCUUUGAGGCAAACUCAACGAGGAUAAUACAGAAAAUAAUGUAUUUGGAUACAUUUAUUAUACAAGACCGUGUCAUUAAGAUUCUUUGGGGAUGGCUCGAUUUAAAUGGCAAUUUCUGUUAACUUGUAUUAUUCGGUAAUCAUAUUUUUUCUCAGAUUUUUAUUGGUCUUUAUUGAUUUUUACUUAAUCCUCCAUGUGUUUCAGAGAAUUGACCCCGUUCUACAAGCAAAUGGUACAUAUUCCAUUUCAUAAUUCUUUUUAUAAUUCAUAACAUGCAACUGAAGGUAAACCAAAUCAAACUGAAGCAAAACUAGAGUACACGAAUGUUUGAAAUGCAGAUUCGCUUUCGCUUUAUGAAAUACGAGGAGAAUGAAUGUUUUCUUUAAUUCUAACUUUAGCAAGUUUAAAAAUUUUCAAUUUUCGUUUUAACUCGCGGCUCGGUUAUGUGACAUUUAAACAUUCUCCAACGUAAUUUCGAAACCCGAUGUGACGCGCUAAUGCAGUUACGCACGUUACAUUUGCGCGAGGGACCACCUCAUUUUUAUACAUCAGAAAUUUUCCGCUCGAAAUCGGCGUUCUUCGAGGGCUAUAAAAAUGGAUUUGUCCCCUAAUGGGAACUAAUGGGCUCGGUUUCAGGUGGAAGGUUACGGGUGUCAGGCGGAAUGAGUGAUCGCACAUCAUCGCUCGCGCGGACGCGACCCGCCUCGCGGAAGAUUUCCGGAGGUCUUCUUGGUCCAGACAUCGGAGGCUGUGCAGUCGAUGCGGAACGCGCACUGUCCGAGCGUAUUCGGCGAGCGUACGCGCGCGUACACCGGGGACGACGCUGCUGUCCGCGGUGAUUUACGAAGCUCGCGAGCUUGCGCCAGCCAACCAGCCAGUCGGCUGGCCUGCACGUUACAUUUUCACAUCCCCUUGCGCGGAUACGCGCGCACGACGACGACGACGAUCGCGCCAGGGGAUGUCCGGUUCGCGCGCCGCAUCGUCCGCUAUAAUUCACAUCGCCUGCGAGAAACGCCGCCGGAAUCUUCAUCAGCGGAAGAAUUGCAAUAGCGGAUCUGGGUUGUUAACUCUUUCGGUACCAUUGGAACAUUUUGUGCUACACGCUCGACGAUUUCUGCCGGACAAGUAAGUUGAAAAUGUCAAACUUGAGUUAGAGAUAUGUCGAUAAUGAGGAAGAAAAAAUUAUUAUUUUUCGAGAUUUGAUGAAAGUCCUAAGUUUUCACGAUACUUGAUUAUUUUAGAUUCUCAUCGCAAAAGAGAAACAUUUGUCCACAUGCCAGACGUUUUACUUUAAAGGCUCGAGACUGUCGUCGUAAAUUUUAGCGGAAUUCUUGUUGGGCGCGGGUAAUUUUUUGCCCUUUGAGAUCGUCGAGCGCGUCUGUCGGAGUACAUCAAAAUUCAAUUAAUCGAUCAACCAGCGUGUGCACGCGUCCGCGAGCGACAGAUAAAAUAAACGUGCGGCGCAGUAGGCUGUGGAGAGCUUCUGGGUUAAUUAGUCUGUCAAUGCGACCCGCUCGUCUCAUACGGGCACAAAAUGCGAGAGGAAAAAAAAGUCGGGACAGUUGAUUCGAUAGCGAUCGCGUCCAUCCUGGAUGACGUGAUGUAUCGCGUGCUACUGUCGUCCGCCACGCUUUGACAUCUGCAUCUUGUUCGUUGCUUCGUUACGUCACGAGAAUGCAUCCGUAUGUACAAGAGGACCGUUCGACGUAGCAUUCUUCGAGUUCUCCGUGAAAACUGAGAGUGCGAUUAUUAGCAAAGCCGCGAUUUACCGCGGUUUCUUUCGCGAAAAAUGUUCUCGCGAUACUAAUCACUUACCGGCGCUAAGCAAUGCAAAAACUUUCGGAAAUCCAGUGUUAUUUCCAACCGACUGAUUUAGUGGACUUUACAUGUGAGUUUUCAUCGACUUUGAAUAUCGCCUUUCUUUAGAAAGUUCUCGCGGCCGGUUUUAGUAUCGUGUCAAAUGCUAGUAACGCGACCUCGUUUAUUAAUUCGCAGUAGAUUUUCGUAAUUGCGUCUCAUACAUAACUCGAUAUCGAGAAACUCGAGCAACAAGAACCGGUUAAGAUAUGCUAAAUAAUUAGCUGAAAAGGUGAAAUUUUCGCACAGUCUAACUAGAAAAGUGUCUAUUUAGAUAGAGAAAUUCUCUGUCUUGCUUUUUUCGUCUUGGCGGCACGCAUUUAAUGCUCAAUUUGCAUUCAUCUUGUUACUUCAUGCGUAUAUAUCCCACGAUUAUCCGACAUUUAUGUCGUAAGAAUCUGGAUUCUGGAUUGAGCGGCUCAUAUCCGCGUCUGAAAGCAUCGCUCACGUUUGAAUUUUUUCGCUAACCGGAUUUCAACGCCGUACUCACCGCCAAUAAAACCGUGUAGCGGAAACUAUGAUCGUACGAGUUAUCUUGCAAACAUGAUUCAUGCUUUCUGCACGAAUAUAGUGUAUUCAUAGAAGCAUAUUAUCGCUGUUGCAGUAACUUUAUUGGGAACCAAUCAAGUAUCAUGUGUACAGUUUGUGUUCAGUUAUGUUAUCAAUUUAUAAAAUCUGUAAAUCUUAAACAAUUAAUUAAAACAACUAAUUACUUUAC